Ricinus communis (castor bean) is the source of this 1320-nucleotide messenger RNA. Its product is annotated as zinc finger protein 4. The transcript is spliced from 2 exons. The record is from RefSeq and is a predicted model, not a curated record. Bases 431 to 1180 code for a protein of 249 amino acids. NCBI's taxonomy places the organism in Eukaryota, Viridiplantae, Streptophyta, Magnoliopsida, Malpighiales, Euphorbiaceae. Gene Ontology annotation, biological process: negative regulation of abscisic acid-activated signaling pathway.
GCUCAAAAUCCAACACUAAAGUGGUUACUGCAUUAUCUGCUUUUCUUUUGUUUUUUGUUCUUUUUAAAUUUUUUUUUUUCUUGAGCUCUUUCUGACUUUCUUACUUUGCUCCAUCAUCUCCAUUUCUUCUUCUUCUGCUUUCCCAUAAUUGUCUUUCCCUUUCUUGAUGAGCUUAUCUUUCUCCAUUUAUUCUCUUUUCUAUCUACUUUCACCUAAUCCAUAAAUGGUAAAAACUAGAAUACACAAGAUUGUUAUUAUUACUAGCUAACUCUGUUUUUGCUUUCUGAUACUAUGCUUAUUACUCUCUUCACACACUCUCUCCGGAGCAAAUUCCACCAUGUGAAGCAUUAGUUAACCAGCAUCAGCAAGCUUGUUUCUUUUUAUCUCUGAUUUAGAUAGGCAAAAGUGCUUCUUCUUUCUUUACUCAGUCAUGACACCACCAAACUCCAUAUUGGAAUCUGAAAAUGAAUCAGAAAUCAGUGGCCAGGUAGCAUCAAACGUAUCUUUGCAAGAACCAUCCUCGGAUCCUUCCAAGGACGGCAACACCCCAUGUUCUUCUCUCACUGAUCUUAAUAGACUUCAACAGAGUCCAAUGCCCGUCUCCCUCAAUUUAUCACUUACCUUUAAUGCUAGUGACAUUGAGUUGAAAGGCACAGGGGAGACUAGCAGUGAAGCAGCUGCCCCAUCUCCAGCUGCUCCAACCAUGCCCCGAGUUUUCUCUUGCAACUACUGCCGACGCAAGUUCUAUAGCUCACAGGCACUUGGCGGUCAUCAAAACGCUCAUAAACGGGAGCGAACAAUGGCAAAGCGUGCAAUGCGCAUGGGAAUAUUUUCAGAUAGGUAUACUAGCUUGGCAUCUCUUCCACUUCAUGGCUCUGCAUAUCGGAACCUUGGGAUCAAAGCUCAUUCAGCUAUGCAUCAGAAUAUCAUACCAUCACAAAAGCCUCCUGAUCAUACAAGAGGCGGAGCAAAAUUUGAGCAAGGUUAUUAUGGGAUGCCAGUGUUCAUGGAAGACGAUGAUGUGGGCUUACAUUGGCCUGGAAGUUUUAGGCAGGUGGCUGGAUCAGUCGGUGGUAACAUUGAUUUACAGUAUGCUCAAAGUCCUAAUACAAAUAUUGUAGAAAUGACACCACAGCUAAGGACUGACUCCUCUUCACCAGAUCUUACACUGAAGCUAUAAUUUUUAUAUGUUUUUUUCUAUUGAAUAUCUUUAUCAUGUAGACAUGCUAUUCAUAAUAGGCUUUGCUUGUACAGUGAGAUAUGCAUCGGCAAUGGCUGCAAGCCUUAAUUUUCCAGUACAACAUUCUUCUUCUUCUUCUA